Notechis scutatus (mainland tiger snake) is the source of this 3877-nucleotide messenger RNA. NCBI's taxonomy places the organism in Eukaryota, Metazoa, Chordata, Lepidosauria, Squamata, Elapidae. The record is from RefSeq and is a predicted model, not a curated record.
UGGAGUUUGAAAUUCACGUUUGUGUAUGAGGUAACAAACCUAAAUGACAAGGCUGUUUUCUUCUGUUAUUUGUAAUAUGUUGUGUGUGUUCCAUUCCUUGAGAUUAAUGCAUUAACAAAUUUUAUACUUUGAAAACUUUUAACUAUAGUCAAUAAUAUGUUGCAUUAUUGUAGCACAGGCCUCAUAUUUAGAUGUGCUUUUAGUAUGGAAAUGGCAUUUGCUGUGGCCUCCAAAGUUUAUCAUUGCAAUUCAGCAUAUUGGGCAUUUCUAGUAAAUAUAUUCUUAAUGCUUAGCAAAAUGUGACUUUUAUUGUUUAUUUAAUCAAGAACAGACUUGUAUAAAAUAAGGUGAAAAUUCUUGCUCUGAUUAUUGUCCCCUAAUUUACUGUCCUCUGUUGUUGCCUCAGAGUGUAAAGCUGUACAGUAAUGGCGACCCCAAAGAAAAAGCAUGAAAGAACCUUUAGAGUAGAAUUCAAGAAUUAAGGCAAGUAGACAAGCCAAAGACCUCUUAAGGAUCAGGCUUGAAGAGAAGGGAAAGUUUGGGAAAAGAAAAUAUAAAGAAAAGCUGGAAGAAGGACAAGCCAUAAUGGGAGAAAAAGCUUCGCUUUAUCUACAAAUGGGGGAAAAGGUUGUUUUUCAAAGUGUAAAGAUAAAGCCAUCUGUCACUUUUGACCAAGCAUCUCAAGUCCUUCUGACAAGCACUUAAAGAGUUAAAGGUCAAGAUGAAGUUGACUGGUGGCCAAGAUAAAAGGAGCCUUACCUGAUAUGUCCGGGAUGCUGAAGAUGCCCUUCAUAAUUUGGAUCGGAAAUGGAUUUGUGGCCGCCAAAUAGAAAUCCAGUUUGCUCAAGGAGAUCGGAAAACACCAAACCAAAUGAAAGCUAAGGAAGGAAGAAAUGUGUAUAGCUCAUCUCGUUAUGAUGAUUAUGAUAGAUACCGGCGUUCAAGAAGUCGCAGUUAUGAAAGGCGGUCAAGAAGCCGAUCUUUUGAUUACAACUAUCGCAGAUCUUAUAGUCCUAGAAACAGUAGACCUGCUGGAAGACAUCGCCGUAGCAGAAGUCGUUCAGAUAAUGAUAGGUUCAGACACCGUAACACAUCUUUUUCAAGGUCAAAGUCCAAUUCAAGAUCACGAUCUAAGUCACCAGCCAAAAAAGAAAUGAAGGCUAAAUCACGGUCUAGGUCUACAUCUCGCACUAAAUCUAGAGACAACUCUAAAAUGGAUUCUAAGGCACAUUAUAAGUCCAGCUCAAGAUAUGAAAAAGAAUCAAGGAAAAAUGAAUCAGCUAGAUCCAAAUCUCAGUCAAGAUCGCAGUCUAGAUCUAGAUCAAAAUCCAGAUCCAGAUCAUGGGCUAGUCCCAAGUCCAGUGGCCACUAAACAGUGUACUUUGUUUUUUAGUCAUGUGUCAUCUAGAUAAACAAUUGAGUUAUGAUGUUGCAACAUUGCUUUAAAAUAAUUUUGUUAGUUAUCCCUGGAGCAGGCAAUUAUUACUAUUAAAAAUACAAUACAGAUAAUCUUACACAAUAGAGUCCACUUUGUUAAAUGUCUUGGGCAGCUGAGAUUCUUGUGUUUCUAUGUAUAUUUUUGUAAAAAAAAAAAAAAAAAAGUAUGGUCUUAUGCUUCAAAUAUCAAUGGUAUCUUGAUCAUCACCAUUUACACUAUUACUUAAUAUCUGCUGUACAGCCAGCAGAUUGAGCAGUUUUGCUGUAGUGACUGAGCUUAAAAAUGUCAGGGUUGUAAAGGGUUGCUUGUCGUGGACACUUGUGCCAAAAUGGUUGGUUCCUUGGGCAUCUGAAAGACAUUGAAAUACUGAUAACUUCUGAAGCGAUGGUCUUGAGAAUAAAUUAGAAAAAGCAGAAAUUACUCACAAUGAUUUACUGUGGAUUUGUCAAAAUCCAGGUGCUUUUCCUAAUAUGUUAACCUCCAAAAAAUACUCAGUUAAAUCGUUAAAUAAAUAUUUGUAUGCAAUGUGGUGGGCUUUGUGAGGUUUAGUGAGCAAAUUCCAUACGGCUUUUUGCUGCAUUAAACAUUCAGAUUGCACAAUGUAUAAACUAAACUUCAACACGAAUGUCUUUAUAAGUAGUUGGCUUACCUAUUUAGUACCCCAGGGUUUUAUUAGCAGUAUUUCUAAAUAGAAGCGACAGUUUUGAGUUUAUACAUCAAUCUAACUUUCUCUUCAGAUCAGGAAGGUUAUUCAAUAUAUGUUGUUUUUGCUUUUGGUAAUAUUAUUUAGACUAUGGAAAGUUGCCAUGGAAUAAUCUCAAAAAUAUUCUCUGGAAGAUAAUAUUGUAUUAAGAACAUAGCUUUUCUGUUGGAAGAAUGAAAGUUGGCAGCAGGAAAAUUUAAUAUCAAAGAUGUCUUUUAAAAUGCUGGCUGUUCAAUAAGCUGAAGGAGUGAUUCCAGAAUCUUUGUAUAUUUGAUAGCCUAAGUUUUGUUUAGUACUAAAAGUUAAUGUCCUGCUAUGCAAUCAUUUAUUACUUUUUUUUUAAAGAGUUCUUCCUAAUGUAGUUUAAAACAAAGUGUAAAAUUGUGUUACUGUGCAGCUCUGGUCAGAAGAAACUUGUGGAAAUAAACUUUAUAUUUUCUUUCUUAUAGAGGCUUCCAAAAAAGGUAUUUUUAUGUUUUUUUAAAUACCGGUACUACUUUAAGAAAUCACUGUUUUGAUUAGGAGGACCAGUUUAUAUUUUGCUUGCUGUAAAUUUAGCAUACAAACAAAUAAAAAAAGGAAGUAGAAACACACAAAUUCUCUACUGUAGUUUUAACUAGUAUUGUUUGAGGAUGGAUAUAUUCAUACUUAAAGGAGAAAACCAAUGCUGCUUGUUCAAUGCAGGAGCAGUAAUUAUUUCAGGGCUUCCUUAGCCAAUGAGAAAGACAAGUCUAAAAUAUUUUGUUAUCCAGAACAAAUUCUGCCUCAGAGAUUGAGUCCUAGAGCAGUUAUAUAAAUAUUUUAUUGGUUUGUAUAACGGCUCAUCUUGCCAGUUGUGAUUCUGAGUGAACUUAAGAAACAAACAAAACCUCAGAACCCCAGAAUACAGUAAGAAAAAGAUGAGAUCUUGCACUAAUUUAUUGUGCACUAUUUUACUAAGUUUGGCUUUUCCACAAAAAGAUUAAAUUUCAUCCAUAAGUUAAAUGAAACAAUAGGCCAAUGGAAGUUCUCCUCAAUCAGGAAGAUGUUGAAAACAUACCAUGCUCUUAAUAACGUCAAAUUUUCAUUUUAUGCUUAUUUGGUUCAACAUAUCCAGUGUACUGUAAUCCAGUAAUAUAUAAAGAACAAAUUGAAUUUGCUCCCAUAGUCAUUAGAUAUAGGGCUAAUCAUAAUCACCUUAUGCCCAACCGCAAAUAUUUUAGCACACCUGUACUUUUCAUUUUUAACAUGAUUCACAGCUCAAUGUUAAAGCCUCUGCUUUACAGAUAAAAAAUCUUCCAUCUAAAGGUUCGUAUUGAAAGAAAACCAUUGGGUUACUUGCCAACUAUCUGCAGCUAUUCAUAUUAAAACGGAAUUCAUGCACAUGCUUUUUUCUCUUCAACCUCUCGUGUCUUUAUGGGCAAGAUGUCCCUUAAUGCUUACUAUAUCUGCUUUUUUAGUUUGAAAAGAGUAAUAUUAUAAAUAAAGUAGCAAGUCAACACACUGUUGGGGAGAAAGGGUUAAGGAUUUUUAUUUUAAAUUUGUUUCAAAUUCAUAUCUAAGUAUAUCAAGCAUAGAAUUUAGAGUAUCAAAAUUACAUCUGGGAUACAAAGAUUUUCAAACGUUUGAGAUAUAUUUGGGACAUAAGGUAAUAUUUUUGAUAAAGUUGUCCAAUGUUCUGAUGGUUGCUAAAACAUUUUGAAUAUAUAUGUAGCUGAAAUGUGCAACAAUGUACAUCCAAAUACCCCUCACAAUUU